This is a messenger RNA of Petromyzon marinus (sea lamprey), 4036 nucleotides long. It is a transcript of the gene CEBPZ, whose product is annotated as CCAAT enhancer binding protein zeta. The record is from RefSeq and is a predicted model, not a curated record. NCBI's taxonomy places the organism in Eukaryota, Metazoa, Chordata, Hyperoartia, Petromyzontiformes, Petromyzontidae. Gene Ontology annotation, cellular component: nucleus.
GUGGGGGAGCACGUGACUGGCCCGCCGCCCCACGUGACCUCGCCUCCCCACGUAACCCCCUGCAGCAAUGGCGGCGCGCAAGGGACACCACGCUGACCGUUCGCAGGCCGGGUCCGCGGAGCCUCGCGUUCCGGCAGAGAGCGAUGGAAACGCGGAGGAGGGAGACUUCAACCUCAACGAUGUCAUGCGACUCGGCGGGAAGAAGGAUGACUACAUCAUGCUGGCGGCGUUGGACGAUGGCAUAGAGCUCGUGGAUGGAGGGAAGAACCAGGGCAUCGAUGAUCUGGAGGAAGGAGAGCUCCGCACCUUCAUCCAGUCGCUCGGCUUCAACAAGCACGAACAUCGAAUGGACGAGACCCCCGAGGAGGAGCAAGAAGAGGAGGGGGGGCGGCCUCCGGAAGAGGGAGACGCCGUCCGGAAGCGAGGCAAAGCUGGCGCCACCAAGGAGCUCAAGAAGGAGAAGGUGGACAAGAAGAGUAAGAAAACUGAGAAGGUGAAGACGAAAGAAGAGAAGGUGAAGACGAAAGAAGAGAAGGUGAAGGCGAAAGGAGAGAAGGUUAAGGACCGUGCGGUUACCCGUUUGGGCAAAACGGCUGAGGCAAAAGCGCCAGCCAAGAAAAGGGAUGGGGCUCGCGAACCGCUGCAGCUGAACGAGGUGUCAAGCAGCACGCACGCUGCCGCUGGCGGCAGGAAGGGCAAGCAGGCGGACGCGCUUGCGUUCACCCCGCGCCAGCAUUUGCUCAUUAAGCCCGGCGGGAAAUGGCAUGACAUGGAGUACACGAGCGAGACGAACGCCGCCGAGCAGGACGAGGAGCUGGUGCGGCGCCACCUGGAGCUCGCCGAGAAGCUGCUGGACCAUGAAGUGGAGCUGUACCGCACGCGGCGCGAGAACCAGAAGGGCGGCAGCUCGUCGUGGAUGAAGACGGUGGCGAGCGCCGGCACGCUCGCCGACCGUAUGGCGGCGGCGACCAUCCUGGUGCAGGACGCGCCCGUGCACAACCUGAGCUGCAUCGAGACGGUGCUGUCGCUGGCACGCACCAAGGGCAGCCGGCGCCCCAGCCUCAUGGCCGUCGACACGCUCAAGGAGCUGCUCGUCUCGGACCUGCUGCCCGACGGGCGCAAGCUCCGCAACUUCUCGCAGCGGCCCUUCGACCGCCUCGACGAGCUGAGCAGCGGCAACAAGGACGCGCGCGAUCGCCGCCUCGUCCUCUGGCUGUACGAGCACCGGCUGAAGCGGCAGGUGGCCGAGCUGGCGCAGACGCUGGACCUGCUGUCGCACGACACGGUGGAGGCGACGAAGCUGCGCGCGGUGGGCGCGGCGCACGAGCUGCUGGGCAGCAAGCCCGAGCAGGAGAAGGCGAUGCUCACGCUGCUCACCAACAAGCUGGGCGACCCGGCGCACAAGGUGGCGUCGCGAGCCGCCUACCUCCUGGAGGGGCUGCUGGCGCGCCACCCCAACAUGAACGGCGUUGUCUGCCGCGAGGUGGAGCGGCUGCUCCACCGGCCUAACGUGGGCGCCAAGGCGCAGUACUACGGCGUGUGCUUCCUCAACCAGGUGGCGCUGAGCCACGAUGAGGGCGCCCUCGCCGCCAGGCUCGUGGGCGUCUACUUCUCGUUCUUCCGCUCGUUCGUGAAGAAGGGCGAGGUGGACUCGCGCAUGCUGGGCGCGCUGCUGAGCGGCGUGAACCGCGCCUACCCCUACGCCGAGCUGGCCGACGGGGCGCUGAGCGAGCAGCUGAACACGCUGUUUCGCGUUGCGCAGGUCUCCGCGUUCAACACCGGCGUGCAGGCGCUCAUGCUGCUCUUCCAGGUGAUGGACUCGCAGCAGGCGCUCUCCGACCGCUACUACUCGGCGCUCUACAGGAAGCUGCUGGACCCAGGCCUGUCGUCGUCGUCCAAGCCCAGCAUGUUCCUGAACCUGCUGUACAAGUCGCUGAAGGCCGACGUGGUGGCGCGCCGCGUCAAGGCGUUCGUCAAGCGCCUGCUGCAGGUGGCGUGCGCCCAGAGCGCCGCGUUCGUGUGCGCCGCGCUGCUGCUCGUCUCCGAGGUGCUGCGCAUGCGCCCCGAGCUGCGCUCCAUCCUGGACACGCGCGCGGACUCCGACGACGAGGAGCACUUUGAGGACGCGGCGGAGGAGGACGAGGACGAGGUGGACGGGAAGGAGCGAGCGAAGGGGGCGAGCGGCGCGUUCUCAAAGCCCGGGGUCACGGAGUCGAACCCGGAGGCUGUGGCGCAGGGCGAGGACGGGAAGAGCGCAGCGCCCGCUCGCGCUGGCUCGUCCGCACGCGCCUCCUGGGUUCACCAUCGCAACCGGGAGGGAGACCGCACGGGCGGCGUGUACGACCCGACGCACAGGAACCCCCUCUACUGCUCCGCCGACAAAGCGUCGCUCUGGGAGCUGCGUCUGCUUGCCAACCACUAUCACCCAUCUGCAGCCUUGUUCGCCAACACCAUCCUCCAGGGCGAGUGCGUGAGCUACACGAGCGACCCCCUGCAGGACUUCACCCUCAUGCGCUUCCUCGACCGCUUCGUCUACCGCAACCCCAAGCAGCAGCGCGGGGAAGAGACGGUGUCGAGCGCCUCGGUCAUGAAGCCCAAGCAGAAGCGCUUCCUCGCCCAAGACAUCCGCAACCUGCCAGUGAACAGCAAGGCUUACCUGGAGCUAGACGAGAGCAGGGUCCCCGUGGACGAGCUCUUCUUCUACAGGUUCUUCAAGCAGCGCGAGGCCGAGCGCGGCCCCAAGCGGCAGCGCCAGGAGGAGGACAACGAGAGCAUCGACGACGUCAGCGACGACGAGUUCGAGAGGUUCCUCGACACGUACGAGGGGGACGAGGAUGACGUGGAUCUGCUCAGCGACGGCGACGCCGGCGACGACCUGGACUUUGCCGGCAACAUCAAGAAACCAGAGCAGAAUAAGAAGAAAUCUCAAGGAGGGGACGGCAAUGACGACGACGACGACGACGACGACGAUGGCGAAGAUGACGAAGACCUCGAUGACCUGGAUGAUGAGGAAGUGUCUCUGGGAAGCUUCGACGAGGAGGACUCUGGCGACGAGGUCGGGGAAGAUGGCGGAGCGUUCGUGAACGGGGAGGACGACGACGACGACGAGGGGGAGGAAGGGUGGGAUGCUUUUGACGAUGACGCCGGCGACGGCGAUGGUGAUGGUGAUCUAUCGAGCGGGCGUCACGCGAAGAGGCGGCCUCUCUCUGCAGGGGGCGGGGUAAAGGGGGCUCAAGUUGGGGGCGCAGGAGCCAAGAAGCGAGAGAGGCUGGAGACCAUCGACUUCAAGUCGGCCAUGACAGGAGGGGGACACAGCGGGAAGAGGCGGAGGAAGGACGGUGAUCAGCUGUUCCUAGCAGCAGAGGAGUUCGGGACGAUGCUGGAUGAACAUUCGUCCUCGGGCAUCGACUCGUCGGGUCUGAACGCCAUGGCCAACAAAGACAACUCUCACGCCAAGCAGCUCAACUGGGAGGCGCAGCGCGACCGCUGGGUCCAGGGGCACGGAGACCGACGCGGGCGGCCGUCCUGGAAGAGGAAACGGCGGAGUGGAGGUGGGGGAGGGGGGGGAGCCCCGGCAGGUGAAUUCGGGGGAGGGGCCCCACGCAAGGGGGCGGCUGGCGGAGGAGCGAGGGCAGCGGGGAAGAGGCCCGGAGGGAAGGAGAGGAGGAGCAGGAGGUGAUGGUGACGAUGGGGGUGACGAUGGGGGUGACGAUGGGGGGGGUGGCGGUUACGACGACGACGAUGAUGAGGAUGACGACGACGAUUUGGACGAUGGAGGUGGUGAUGACAGCGUGGAUGAUGGGAGGUGGCUCCGACGACGGUGGUGAUCGUCAUGGAGGUGAUGGCGAUGUUGUGUAGUGCCAAUUGUGUCGAUGGUUGUGAGAUGAUGAUGAUGGUUAUGAUGAUGAUGAUGACGACAACAACGUUGGUUCUGAUGACAGUGGAGAUGGUUGUGAUGUUGAUUGAUGAAGCAGCCGUUAACACACAGCUGUUCAAACUGUACACAAACCAGGAAAUAAACGUUGGCGUGUUCAAA